CCAAUGAAGUCUUAUCUCUUCCUCUCUUUUCUUUCUCUUCCUCCGUUCCUCUUUGACACUCACGGUAGAGACUACAGAGUGAGCUGGGAAGCUCAAGAGCCAUGGCAGGGGGAUUUACAAUAACAAGCGGAGGACAGUACAGUGGGAGAAUAACCACUUUUGUCGUAUUAUCUUGUAUGAUGGCUGCCAUGGGAGGUCUUCUCUUCGGCUAUGACAUUGGAAUUUCAGGUGGAGUGACUUCCAUGGAAUCAUUUCUGAAGAAAUUUUUCCCAAAAGUUUACAAACAGAAAGAAGAUUCAAGUGUUAGCAACUACUGCACAUAUGAUAGCCAUUUACUAACAUCAUUCACAUCCUCAUUAUAUGUUGCUGGACUUUUCACUUCUUUAUUUGCUUCCAAGAUAACCAGCUCUCUUGACCGCAAGCCAUCGAUCCUGUUCGGAGGGGUUGCAUUCCUUGUUGGCUCUGCUCUGGGUGGUGCUGCUGUUAAUGUUGAAAUGUUGAUUCUCGGCCGCUUGUUGCUUGGAGUUGGUGUUGGUUUUGCAAACCAGGCAGUUCCUCUGUAUCUCUCUGAAAUGGCACCAUCAAGAUACAGGGGAGCAAUCAAUAAUGGGUUUCAGCUCAGCAUUGGCAUAGGAGCAGUAAUAGCUAAUCUGAUUAACUUUGGCACCGAAAAGAUCGAAGGCGGUUGGGGCUGGCGAGCCUCGCUAGCACUUGCAGCAGUACCAGCUUCAAUCCUCACAAUUGGUGCAAUUUUUCUCCCAGAAACACCCAACAGCCUAGUCCUGCUCCACAACGGCCAUGAAAAGGCCAAACUCAUGCUUCAACGGGUACGAGGCACGACCGAUGUCCAAGAAGAACUCGACGAUCUUGUCAAAGCAAGCUCCAUAUCAAAGACCAUUGAUAACCCAUUUAAGAAAAUCAUACAAAGAAAGUACAGGCCUCAAUUAGUAAUGUCAAUCGCCAUACCAUUUUUUCAACAAGUGACUGGAAUCAAUGUGAUCGCAUUCUACGCUCCUUUGAUAUUCAGGACAAUUGGGUUUGGAGAAAGUGCAUCACUGAUGUCUGGAGUUGUCAUUGGGGUUAUAGGUACUGGUUCAACGUUCAUAUCCAUGCUUAUAGUCGAUAAACUCGGCCGGAGAGUAUUGUUCAUGGUCGGAGGGAUACAAAUGUUGGCUUCUCAGAUCAUCAUUGGAUGUAUAAUGGCAACCCAGUUAGGUGACCAUGGAGGAGUUAGCAAAGGCUAUGCUUACUUAAUCUUAACAUUUAUAUGUGUUUAUGUAUCUGGGUUUUCAUGGUCAUGGGGGCCAUUGGGAUGGUUGGUUCCAAGUGAGAUUUUCCAAUUGGAGAUUCGAUCGGCUGGGCAGAGUAUUACGGUUGCAGUGAGCUUUAUCUUCACUUUCCUCAUUGCACAAACAUUUCUAGCCAUGCUUUGCCACAUGAAGUCUGGACUUUUCUUCUUUUUUGGUGGAUGGGUUGUGGCGAUGACUCUGUUUGUGUACUUGUUGCUGCCGGAGACUAAGAAUGUGCCGAUUGAGUUGAUGGAUAAGGUGUGGAGAGAGCAUUGGUUUUGGAAGAAAAUAGUUGGUGAGGUGAUGGAACAGAGUAAGGAAGACACAGUAUAGUUUUUAUAAAAUGUCUGUAUUUGAUUUGGCACAUGUAAUUCUACAUUCUGACCGCGUAAUAAAUCACAUUAGCCGUGGUAAUCAAAACCGAUAAAUAUCUUGGAUUCUCCUGCAACACUUUUUUUUU
Tripterygium wilfordii is the source of this 1749-nucleotide messenger RNA. Its product is annotated as hexose carrier protein HEX6-like. Gene Ontology annotation, molecular function: monosaccharide transmembrane transporter activity. The coding region runs from base 102 to 1622 and encodes 506 amino acids. Gene Ontology annotation, biological process: monosaccharide transmembrane transport. The record is from RefSeq and is a predicted model, not a curated record. Gene Ontology annotation, cellular component: membrane. The transcript is spliced from 3 exons. Lineage: Eukaryota; Viridiplantae; Streptophyta; Magnoliopsida; Celastrales; Celastraceae.